CAGUGUCAAGGGUCACAUCCGAAGAAUUACCACCUAUCCAAGUUAAGGGAAAACUCGCGAGCUGUCUGGAUCCGUGGAACAGUAUCCAGCCAGUCACUGCUUCAGCAGAGAAAGAAGGGGAUGGAGAAGUGAAGGAGGGAUCUGGAAUAGACUAAAUCUAUAAAACAGAUUUUAGUAACAUAUCUGGCCGAUAAAUAACGAUCUGUUUUAUACCAUUGAAUGGCCCUUAGAUCCAGAAACUAUAUUUACUUUAUUGUAUAUUUAAAUUCAAAACCGGACAGUUUUCCCUCCAGGUGCGUGCUAUUUAAAUUUGUUUCGAGAUUAGGGCGCUUUUUUGCCCUCAGAUUUCACAGGCCAUCGAGAUGCCGUCAAACCAGGAAGUUGUGCAGAUAUUUUUUUGUAAAAACAAGCUGAGAACGUGAUCGUCUACUCUUCAGUAUACUCAACCUUUCCGCUUCCUGUCGUGGCAGCUCCGUGAUAUAAAAUAAAAGUCAGGAUUAUUUCUAACAAAUCUUCUGCCGGGCCCCGAAGAGUGGAGCCUGGUUUUAAUGGGCGAUCGAGCUAUCGAACUGGGAGUGAGGGAAGGAACGAGCAUAGGAUUGUACCCGAUUCAUUGUUGCCGCUGAGUCCUUGCAUCUGAUACAUUGUUCCAAUUUUAUUUUGGAGCCGAUACAUUGUUGUAUCUGCAUCGUCGGCCUGAAUGGCGAGCGACAGUAGCCUGAGAUGCACGGACGAGCCUGCUCCAGACGGCUCUUGCGAUGUUUGUGAGCCGGACGAGGCACGACCCGCCCUCAAGGUCUGCGAUGACUGCCGUCUCUCCUUCUGUCAACAACACGCCCGGGAGCACGACGCGAAACCGAGCAAGCGGCAGCAUCGGCUCCGGGACUUCGAGGCAGCCAGCGAAACCCCGGAGCUGCAAGAGCAGAAAGAGGAGACUGCCGGAAACCAGGAAGCAGCCGAGGGAGAUGGAAAGCAAGGCGAGAGGAAGAAAUGUGUGGAUCACGAUCAGGAGAUCACACUCUACUGCAAAGACGACGAGAAGAUCAUUUGCGUGCUGUGCGCCCUUGGCCCCCACAGACAGCACCAGCUGAUUACAUUAGACGAAGCCUAUCUCGCCCUGAGAAAUCGACCUCCCAUUGACCUGAAGGCUGCCAUGCUGGAGAUGGUGGACCGGCUGAAGAUGAAAAGCUCUGACCCCAAUGUAACUCAGGGACAGAUGGAGGACUGCAUUAAGCAGGAAUUUGCUAAAAUGAGGCAGCUGGUGACCGAGGAAGAGCGCAAGGCCCUUCACCUCGUGGACCUGCAGGAGGCAGUAGCUACGGCGCAUGUAGCUGAGCUGAUCGCUGAGAUUAAUGUCACCAUGGAGAAGCUUACAGAGGAGAUGCAGGAGAUCACAAGGCAGCUGGAUGCCUUCAACCAGUUGGCUCUGCUGAAACCAAAGGUUAUUGAAGCUAAACCCAGAAUGAUCGACUUGAGGGUACUGUUACUCGCUGCAGCCCACGGACUGUGCUACGGGUACUCAGAAUCAAACGCAUCAACAUGGACACAGACGAUUCCCCGCGUCUGAUAUAUUCCGCGACAAAACACGAUCCAUGCAAACAAGGAUACCUGAAUGCACCAGAGGGAGUGCAGAUAUGUAUGAGCUGCACCACGUUGUCCCAAUUGCAUGGAUGGCACCAGUGUGCCAAAGAGUGCGUGGCUGUUCUGUGUGUCAUGAGAGGUCAUAACAUCCAACAUCCUACAGGUAGCCAACAGGCUCAGACCUGUCCUGACCCAAUGUGAGAUACAUUGGAGGGUUUAUUCCGAAUUAACUCACAUGGGUAGUGUGCUAGGAUAAGAAGCCCACAACUAUUACUCAACCAGGCCCCCAAGCAUCAACACCAUCCCCGCAGAACUGAAAUGUCCCCAAACAUCACCAGGACCAGACAAUGGUCUGACCCUUGUAAAGGAUGAUCAAGUUUUCUAUGACAAUGGUACCGUUGUUAUUGAAUGUAUCAGACAUUAGCACCCUCUUAGUGUUCAACCAAGACACAAAAAUUACACUCAGACCAGUUGAGGUGAGUGCUAAAAAAGGCAGCCCAAUUUAAUGGUGGGAAGAAACAUAAAAUCUACCCUCAGAAAGGAGAGUGAAGAAAGCAUAGUUAGUGUAGUAAACGAUGCUGCCAUGAUAUUUAACACAGGGACAUCUGUGGUAAAUUCAAUUGAUUUGACUUCAUUGGACAGGAAGAUCCACAAACUGAGUAAACAAUUUAAGGAAAUACUCAAACAAGAGCAAGAGGUCCAGGGCAGGCAGCUCCGCACUAACCAAGAUCUGACUCAAGUGGUUCAGGGCUUGGCUACUCCAUUGGAAAGUCACACUAAGACCAUUAAUGAGUUAAAUAAAGAGGGAGAUAAUGCCUCGAACCGAGCAUCUCAAAAUGAUUUCUGUACCACCAAUGGGUCCUGGGUGCUUGAAUAGACUAGGAGGCAGCUGCAGGAUGGCAUGCUACCAACCAGGAAAAUGGGAUUUGAUACCAGGUCAGGGGUUUAGUUUGUGUGUACUGCACAAAUACUGAAUGUGUUGUGUGGAAUGGAAUGUUAAUUUGUAUGGUCUUAGUUAUUACAGUGUUGACAGACUCAACCCCCGAGAGAACAUCAUACAGAGUAGAAAACAAGGUAUUAUAAUGGAAGAUUAUUAUACACGAUACCAUAAUGUAGCACCUUAUGCAGUCAAGAUAGGAGAGAACAUGUUUGGUAUGGCCUUAGAGGGAUGUACGAUAGGGUCAUCAAUGGUAGCAUGUCCACAAUCAAUCUACAUGACGGAGGAAGCCAAAUGUGGGUUCAAAGCCACAGCUAAAUGUGCCAUGGAGACCAUACUGGCUAGAAUGGAACAGACACAAGUGGCAUACAUAGGACAAGGGAGAUAUAGCAUUACCACCUCCAGCCAGGAAUUUUAGUUUGGGAGUCACAUUCCCACUGAACAAUCACACUCUGUGCUUGCACCCACAAAUCCUAGCCUGGGCGUGGGAGGUAGAAUUGUUGGAUAUCUAUAAGCAUGAAGCAGCUUAUAUACAGGUGGAGGGGAAUAUAAAAGAUAACGGCACAAUAUGUCACCCAAUUCUUUUAUCCGAUACACUCAUUACCCGAGCACCUAAUGGCCGGAAAGAGCUUGAGAGGGUACACAGGACAUAUUGCAACAGACAAAGACAUUGAUCGGAUAGAUGACACCACACGAUGGGAACACAUUUGGGAUGGAGUCUUAACAUUCAGAUACAUCGAUGGAUUUGAAUAUUCUCGCAUGGUCUAGUGGUAGUACAGUUGUUAAUUGUUGUGCAAUUGUUGUGGGAGGCCUGUACCAGACAGAGGAAGCGUCAUUGGGAGGAAUGGCUAAAGAGAUAGCCAAAUAUUUUACCAAAGUUCCAGGAAAAUGGAAAUUGAUGGAAAGUACAUCACAGUGACCAUAAAAUGGGAUGUAAUGCACUUAACGGUGGAUGCCUGUGGGCAUAAAAGUGUUAAUAAGCCUGGCAACAGCAACCUAUACAUUGCUGUUACACAACAGAUAGCGUGGUUUAGUUGCCAGUAAAUGAAGAGAAUAAUAUCUGUAACUUAACCACUGACUUUUGCAAUAUAGAGAGAGAACAAGAUUAUGAUGAAAUUGUCAGAAUGGAACUUGCCCAGCAUUUGCUAUUGAUGCUUUUGUAGUUUGUUUCUUUGAUUCACAUUUUUUAAACAAUUUAUGGACUGGUUUUCUUUGUAGAAGUCAUACAAAAUGCAGUCUAAGAGAUUGAACAAUGUAUUUUUAACAUAACACAAAAUGGUUGCUUGGUGGAUUGAGAGCUGACGGGAGAGGAUCAGGUUGUGGACAAACAAUGACCAGAAAAAAAGAGAACACUCCCAGACAUGUAGGACAAAACGAGCCAUACUGCACCUACACACACAGAAACCUGGAUCAAAGGACAACCCCAGUGUGGUUUGAAUGCUACAACCAGGCUGCAGGCAGUUGUGAUGACCCCAACUACCCAUCAUCUCACCGGGUGGGUAACUUGAGGCUAAAGCACUGUACCAAUGAGAAAAUGACAUCACUGCAAAUAUAGUAUGCAGGUUCAACAGCAGGGUAUGAGAACCGGAUGUGCAGGAGACUCGUGGCUGCAGUCUGAAGAGGGAAUAGCCUGGUCAACUAUCAACAUCAGUUACAGAAUAGGAUAGUUCAACCAACCAAUCUUGUCUGUCUCUCAAGAAACCAAGUAACCGGAUUGUGAGCAUACAUUAGAAGAUAUUUGUAUCAGUAUUUUUUAUAUUGGGAUCGAUUUAUAUGCAAAAGGAUUUGGGUUAAUAAAGGUGUUGCUUGUAAUGCAA
Molecule: messenger RNA, 4335 nt
Organism: Carcharodon carcharias (great white shark)
Lineage: Eukaryota; Metazoa; Chordata; Chondrichthyes; Lamniformes; Lamnidae
Gene: trim44
Product: tripartite motif containing 44
Exons: 5
Coding region: 701-1567 (288 amino acids)
Molecular function (GO): zinc ion binding
Source: RefSeq, a predicted model, not a curated record